This is a messenger RNA of Patella vulgata (common limpet), 2346 nucleotides long. RefSeq names its product 1-phosphatidylinositol 3-phosphate 5-kinase. Gene Ontology annotation, biological process: intracellular signal transduction. The transcript is spliced from 15 exons. The record is from RefSeq and is a predicted model, not a curated record. NCBI's taxonomy places the organism in Eukaryota, Metazoa, Mollusca, Gastropoda, Patellidae. Gene Ontology annotation, molecular function: 1-phosphatidylinositol-3-phosphate 5-kinase activity; metal ion binding. Bases 319 to 2346 code for a protein of 675 amino acids.
AAUCGUGAUAAGAUUUGUUCAAUUCUGAAUUUAUUUUUUUUUCAACCUAUUGAACUUAUUUUGUGACCUUUUCAGUUACUAUAAAUAGCAUAGUGAACACUGGAUAAUCUGUUCGUGUUGACAAAAUAAUUAUAUUCUUCUAAAUAUUUAUUAUUUCACGGUGGGAGUAGACGUGAUGUGAAAAGGGAGAUUUUCCAUUAUUAACUAGAAAAAAUUGAAAAGACAGUUUAAUAUGUAAACUGUUGAUGCCAAUUGCCUAAGUCAUGAUGUUUCUGACUUUGUACUAGACGUAUAACUAAAAAUUAAUAUACCAAUUAAAUGGGAACAAAGCAGCCAUGGGAGGACACGGCUACAACUCUUACAGAGUUUGCUCCCUUGGCUUCAGAGGUCAAGCCAAGCAAGAACUUUCUCUCAAGGCUGUGGAAAAAAGAUGGAUCUGACCAAUCCAAUAGCUCGUCAGCAACAGGGAGCCAGGCGUCCUCCAGAGAAGCGUCAGUAGAACGAGGUGCAAAUAGAGAUGUCAUCCAAGGUGAAGGCUCAACUUCUAAACAAAUCACAGAUCUGAUUGAAGAUGCUACAAAAGAGGAAAGUGAUGAUGAGGUUGGUCCACUUGAAGACAGUUCUGAUGGUCAAACUGUUCGGCAGGGAGGUCGGAGAAAUAUUCCAAAAAGAACUCUGUCUAAUGUUUUAACACGUCUUGGUAAUAUUAUAGAUAGAAGUGCGAGUAGUCAGACACCAACAACCUAUAAAGACAGUGAUUUUAAACAGUAUUGGAUGCCAGAUCACAGCUGUAAACAAUGUUAUGAUUGUGGCGAUAAAUUUACCACUUUUAGACGUCGUCAUCACUGUCGUGUCUGUGGCCAGAUAUUCUGUAGUAAAUGUUGUAAUCAGGAAUUACCAGGAAAAGCUAUAGGAUAUAAAGGGGGUAUACGUGUGUGUGCUUAUUGUUGUAAAGUUGUUUUACGAUACGCCCAAGAUUCUGAAUAUGAGAGAAAUCAACAGGAUGAUGUCAGUAUAUCGCCAAUAGAUUCAACGGAAUAUGGUACCACGCCCGAUUUUAACAUCUGGUCACCACUUAGUAAAAGGGCGUCACUAAUAUCGGAUGACAUCUGUUCGCCUCAGCAAAGAUGUGUCAGUCCACUAGAUAUACAGAGUUCUACAGGACUUAAAAUACUACCCUUUGAUCUCACACCCCAGUCCGAGUUCUCGCUUUCAGACUCACUUCUUACUGAGAGAAAAAUGCUUAGUCGGGAUUCGGUACAACUUCGAGAAAUCUGGCGUCAGAUCCAGGAUCCGGUUACAGGGGUUGACAUGCAGAGUCAUAGAAUACGAUUACGAACUUAUCAAAGAUGUGUUAUCGGCAAGGAAUUAGUUGAUUGGUUGAUAAAUAAGGACAAAGCUGCUAAAAGAGAACAGGGUGUAGCUAUUGGACAAGCUUUAUUAUAUGCUGAUUAUCUUGAGGCUGUAGGUACACAGUAUAAUAUAUUCCGCGAUGAUUUUACCCUUUAUAAACCAGGGGAGUUAUCAACCGUUCUAGAAAUUGGUUUAAAUACAGAAGGAUCCAGUAGUUCAGUAGAAGAGAAAUCUAGUAACGAACCCCUGUGGUUGAAGGAAAUAGAGUCAGGUGCUAUAGAUUAUUCCUCACCAUCAGACUCGGACAGAGCCAAAAGCCAAUCAGAGACAAGUUCGCGUCACAUGUUUUAUCUUGGUGAUCCAUCUGAUAGUGGUAGUUUCUCCGGGGAUCUCUCCAAAUUAACACCUGUACCUUUUGAAUUGAACGAAGAGCCACUGCCUCGUCAAGAUUCUUCUGCAGCUGGUCUGACAGAUGAAUUUCUUAAAGGAACGUUUCUAACAGACACGACGACCACGGCGCCUGAUCAGAAAACAUGUCCACAUGGUUGGCGUGUUGUGGAUGAAUUACGAGAAGAGAAUGGUGAAAAACUGGCCUACGAUAGAUUACGGACAUGCCAUACAGAUCAUUGGAAUGCGAUGGCUAAACAGUUGUUGAGUCAACGAGGUUUAUCAUUCCACUGGGAACCGAUCAUAUUAACUUACGUAACAAAGAUCAGCCAUUUUGUACGACCAGAUAUCAUCUCGGAAGGAGAUAAUCUUGAUAUUAGACAAUAUUUACAUGUAAAAAAGGUGCCUGGUGGUCAUAAAAAUGAAACGUUAUUAAUCCAUGGGUUGGUGUUUACAAAGAAUGUGGCCCAUAAAAAGAUGAAAUGUAAAAUCAAUAAUCCCCAGAUAUUAUUAUUACGAGGAAGUAUUGACUAUCAACGAAUAGAAAGCAAAUUCUCUUCUCUAGAACCUCAAAUAUUACAGGUAGGUUUACAAUCUUCUAGCUAG